GGUGUUCCCCCCUCGCAGGUGAUCAAGGAGAAGGAGUCUCAGAAACUCAAAAUGUGCAAGACCGUCCCCAAGGCGCGUGUCCGACGUGCCAGCAAUGUUAUGGAGAAGUUGAGCAAACUGCAGGACUUGCAGCAUCCACACAUCUCCAGCCUCACAGACCUCAUGGAGGAUGACAAGAACUACUACAUUAUCAGCGACUACUACAUGGGUGGCGAUGUGCAGGAUUGGCUGGAGCGAAUGGAUGAAGGGAACUGGUUGCAGGAGGCCACUUGCGCAGCUUAUGUGCGCCAGGCCUUGCUUGCGCUGAGCCAUAGCCAUUCCGCACAGGUGUACCACCGCGACAUGAAGCCUAGCAGUCUUCUGCUCACCACCAAGCUGCCCGACGCGGUCAUCAAGGUGGUGGAUUUUGGCAUCGCCCAUAUUCUGGACCCGGAUAAUUCGAUAAUUCAAAGCAAUCCAAGCGAGUACACAGUUCCAGAGGUCAUGAAGUCCUCUGAGCAGAAGGGUGGCUCCGCUGACAUGUGGAGUGUGGGUGCCAUCGCCCAUUCACUGUUGGUGGGCAACGGAACCAGCGUGAGCUCCAGGAGGGGUUGGGGCUAUGUCAAGGAUGAAGAAGGUUGGAGCGAGCGUAGCCCUCUGGCCCGAGAUUUUGUUCUGCGCCUUCUGAGGCCUGCGCAUGAGCGGCCCAGCGCCGCCAAGGCUCUUCACCAUCCCUGGAUCAAGGGGAUGAUGCCGAUCAAUACGAUCAACGUGAAUCAGAGCAACAGCAAAGAAGCGAGGGAGCUUCGGUAUAAGAUGCUGUGCUACACAUUGAGUGUGAUCCUCCUUCCAGCAGUUGUUCCACAUCGAGACUUCGAUCAGCUGCGGGUGGCCUUCCAGCAGAGCGACAUUGAUCGCGACGGCUACGUUCCCAGGGCCAUAGGCUUAAGGCUUCUCCUGAGCCGAUGCCAGCAGAAUGAGGCAGUUGUACCUGCUUUGAACAUUGUGGACUUGGGCCGUACGGACACGUGCGACCUCGCUGCCAUCGCCACUGCAGACCUGAUCGCUCGAGAGUUUUUUGCGGCAGGGCCUACCUCCGCACCAUUGAUGGGGCCCUUCACCGCCACCGACCUGGCGCCGCGAUUGCUGAAGCGCUUCUUCGAGCUCUUCGCGGAGAAGCGGAACGGCGUGCCAGUGGCCACUGUGCAGUUGAACGCCAUUCGGGCAAAGACACGCACAGCCACGGCGAAAGAUGUGGAGGCCUAUGCUCGAGUACACUACGAGGAGUUGCUCUCCUGUCUUCCCGAGGAUACGGCCAUUGAUAGUCAGCUACUGACCGCGCAGCUCUCUGCAAGUGCCGGGCGCGGAACGCCCCUGGGUACUGAACAGGAGCUGUCGCCCCUGCGGGCAGAUUCGCCUUGGGAGUUGUCAACCUUCCUGGACCUCUUUGGCAUUUUUUACACCUGUAGUUCGUCCAAACGUGACGAUUCACCUGGUUCGAUUCGCAUGUAUUGAUCAGUCGCCUUGGCCGAAAAUUCGCGGCGCCCCGCCCGCAUCGCCCUGGGUGCGCCGCGGGUCCCCCGGAUGACCGCGGAAGCGCGGUGUGAGGAAAA
Molecule: messenger RNA, 1592 nt
Organism: Cladocopium goreaui
Lineage: Eukaryota; Dinophyceae; Suessiales; Symbiodiniaceae
Source: the annotation of a GenBank genome assembly